AUGGAGGGUCGAGACAAUAAUGCAUUCAUCGGUGACAGCAGCCCGUCAAUUCCGGGGCACUUUCGCUGGAGCACUCCGGCAGCCAAUGGACCAGAUAGUCCACCGCCUUACGCGACCGUGCUCACCGAUGUGGAGCUGACGGGAGCUAAACCGUCCACCGAACGGGCUGCGGUUGCCGGUAGUCCGGUCGCAACGGCUACACCGACGCAGGAUCGCGAUCAGUGGGGCAAAGGGAUCGAGUUCUUGAUGUCGUGCAUCGCCAUGUCCGUCGGACUGGGCAACGUGUGGCGCUUCCCGUUCGUGGCCCUCGAGAACGGUGGCGGCGCGUUCGUCAUCCCGUACAUCAUCGUCCUGCUACUCGUCGGAAAACCGGUCUACUUCAUGGAGAUGCUGAUUGGACAGUUCUCGAGCCGGGGCAGCGUCAAGGUGUACGACAUGGCACCGAUCAUGCGAGGCGUCGGCUACGGGCAGCUGUUCUCGAUCACCAUGCUCAUAACGUACUACUCCUCGCUGAUGGCACUAAUUGCACGGUACAUGAUCGACUCGUUCUGGAACCCACUACCUUGGGCCCACUGCCGACCGGAAUGGCUUCCGAACUGUGUCGAUUCUGCGCCGCGGGCGGCACAGGAGCCGAGUGGCCCGCCAUUCGUAGUAACUAACAAUGCCACCAGCACCACUAGCUCAGAGUUGUACUUUACCAAGGUGGUGCUAAAGGAGCUGGACGGUAUCGACGACGGGAUCGGGCUUCCUGACUUGCGGCUCACACUGUUCCUGGUGCUUUCCUGGUCCUUGGUGCUGUUGACGCUGAUCAAAGGUGUAAAAAGUUCCGGCAAAGCAUCGUACUUCCUCGCCCUCUUCCCGUACGUCGUUAUGGGAGUGUUGCUGGUCCGGGCGUGUACGCUGCCAGGUGCCGUCGACGGUAUCGUGUACUUCCUGAAGCCUCAGUGGGACAAAAUUUACGAGCCGAAGGUUUGGUACGCCGCAGUCACGCAGUGCUUCUUCUCGCUUUCGAUCUGCUUCGGGAACAUCAUUAUGUACUCGUCGUACAACAAGUUCCGACACAACGUGUACCGUGACGCGACGAUUGUGACGUCGAUCGAUACACUCACUUCACUUCUGGCCGGGUGCACUAUCUUCGGCAUCUUGGGCCACUUGGCACACGUGACCGGAACGACGGAUGUCGGGAACGUGGUGAAGUCGGAUGCGGGCCUCGCCUUCAUCUCGUAUCCGGAAGCGAUUGCCAAGUUCGAGGUACUGCCGCAAGCCUUCUCCGUUCUGUUCUUCCUGAUGCUGUUCGUGUUGGGCAUCGGUAGCAACGUGGCCAUGACUUCGUGCGUCAUGACCGUGAUCAAGGAUCAGUUCCCGAAGGUGCGCAACUGGCAGGCAGCGACCGUAAUUGCGGUCUGUGGUGUACUGUUGGGGAGUAUUUACGUCACACCGGGUGGUCAGUACGUCCUCAAACUGGUCGACUACUACGGUGCUUCGUCGAUCGCGCUGGUCCUUGCGAUUGCCGAGCUGAUCGCGAUCGGAUGGGUGUACGGCGUGGAUCGUCUGUGUAAGGAUGCCGAGUUCAUGCUCGGCCACCGACCGAACAUCUACUGGCGGCUGUGCUGGCGCUGGAUCACCCCCGGGCUAAUGUUUGUCAUCUUGAUCUACAACCUCGUCACGCUAGAACCGCUCAUGUACAAGCAGUACGUUUACCCAACGAUCGCUUACGACAUUGGUUGGUGUAUUUUUGCAUUCGGUCUUCUUCAACUUCCCAUCUGGGGGGCGUACGCCGUCUACAAGCAGAGCGGCCAAACGCUUACCGAGAAAAUAAGAAACUCCCUUAAACCGACGGCCGCUUGGGGUCCGCUGGAUGUGGCCACGCAUUACGAGUACAAAAAGUUCAUCAACGAAGACUGAACGGAAGCGAUCCACAGAAGAUCACACAGCAGUAUUCCGAUUAAGCGAUCGGCGGACGGGCCAAGAGACGAGUGUUGUUAUGUGAUAAUUAAGAUGUAAAAUAUCAGUUUUAAUUUAUUAAAUUGUGCAAGUUGGAAUAAAAACCGGCGAUCGAACCGGAACAAGGAAACGAAAGCCACACAAUCAACGAGCUGCCUCUUCCUCGGGCGAAGGCACUGGGCUGUGAUGCUUCAAGCAGUUGCGGCUUCCGGGUCCGGAGCGCGUUAGCAUCCUCGCAAUGGAUCUCCUUCGAUGAGGGCCGCUGCUGCGUCGCACGCCACGAAAAUCAGUUCACCCUUCACGGGAUCCACCAGCGUUGCGG
Molecule: messenger RNA, 2266 nt
Organism: Anopheles cruzii
Lineage: Eukaryota; Metazoa; Arthropoda; Insecta; Diptera; Culicidae
Product: sodium-dependent nutrient amino acid transporter 1-like
Exons: 6
Coding region: 1-1905 (634 amino acids)
Biological process (GO): sodium ion transmembrane transport
Cellular component (GO): membrane
Molecular function (GO): L-amino acid transmembrane transporter activity
Source: RefSeq, a predicted model, not a curated record